Molecule: messenger RNA, 1310 nt
Organism: Ceratina calcarata
Lineage: Eukaryota; Metazoa; Arthropoda; Insecta; Hymenoptera; Apidae
Product: retrovirus-related Pol polyprotein from type-1 retrotransposable element R1
Exons: 1
Source: RefSeq, a predicted model, not a curated record
CCCAUCGCGUGGCCCCUGUUAAUUGGUCCACGGGGCUGGAGGUGACAGGAGAGGAGUUGGAGCGGGCUGUGUCGCGAAUGAAGCGCGGCACGGCGCCGGGGCCAGACGGCAUCCCAGGCCGUGCUCUGGCCCUGGCAGUGGCCACUCUGGGGGACGGACUGAGGCAGAUGUUUAACACCUGCCUCCGCCAUAGCACGUUCCCCACCAGCUGGAAAGAGGCGCGAAUGGUCCUCCUGAAGAAGGAGGGUAGGCCUGCGGACUCACCGUCCGCAUACCGGCCCAUUUGUUUGCUGGACGAGACGGGCAAGCUCUUCGAGCGGGUGCUCGCUGCUCGUCUCGUUCAGCACCUGUCGCGGGACGGCCCGGACUUGGCGGAUUGCCAAUACGGCUUCCGGCAGGGACGAUCGACGAUGGACGCCAUUUUACGCGUUCGGUCCCUGUCGGAGCAGGCCGUUUCCCAGGGCAAGGUGGCAUUGGGCGUCUCACUUGACGUCACCAAUGCAUUUAACACCGUGCCCUGGGAGAAGAUACGGGAGGCGCUCGUUGCCCAUCGGGUGCCCCCGUAUCUUCGGGAGGUGAUCGGGUCGUACCUUAGCGACAGGAGGAUACACUUUGUGGGCCGGUACGGAGAGCUGCACCACCGGGUAGUGGACUGCGGGGUUCCGCAGGGGUCGGUGUUGGGCCCCCUUUUGUGGAACCUCGCAUACGAUGCAGUUCUCCGGGCUGAUCUUCCCCACGGCGUGUAUGUCAUCUGUUACGCCGAUGACAUUUUCAUACUCGCCGUGGAGGAGGACUUCGGGAGGACCAUUCGGCUCGCCGAAGUAGCGGUGGCUACUGUCGUCGCGCGGAUUCACGCACUGGGUUUGAGCGUGUCUGAGGCCAAGACAGAGGCCAUGUUUUUCCAUGGCCUCCCACGUCGGUCUCAGCCGCCCCCGUCGUGGAUCCGCGUUGGAGACUCCUAUGUCAGGGUGAGCCAGUACAUUAAGUACCUAGGGCUCACCCUCGACGGCCGUUGGUGUUUCGAUGAGCACUUCGACCGCCUGGCCCCCCGACUGCUGGCAACGGCAAAUGCCCUUUGCGGCAUUUUGCCUAACCUCGGGGGGCCAAGGGAAAGUGUGCGUCGCCUCUAUUUGGGGGUGGUGCGGUCCAUGGCGCUGUAUGGGGCGCCGGUUUGGAGCGCCGACCUGGUGGCCAGUCGUCGCAGUCUGGACUCGCUACGUCGAGUUCAGCGUCGGCUGGCUAUCCGGGUCGUGAGGGGGUACCGCACCAUCUCGUACGAGGCGGCGACCCUCCUGUCGCGAUUCCCGCCU